Ixodes scapularis (black-legged tick) is the source of this 1409-nucleotide messenger RNA. RefSeq names its product ribosomal L1 domain-containing protein 1. Bases 62 to 1354 code for a protein of 430 amino acids. NCBI's taxonomy places the organism in Eukaryota, Metazoa, Arthropoda, Arachnida, Ixodida, Ixodidae. The transcript has 8 exons. The record is from RefSeq and is a predicted model, not a curated record. Gene Ontology annotation, cellular component: 90S preribosome.
GGGAUGUGUUUUGAACACAUUAAUAUUAUUUUAACAAGUUAAAUGAUUACUUAAAUAGGUUAUGGGUAAUUACUUUUUCAACUUUAAUAUAAGAAUAAUUCUUCAGGUGUUACAAAUACGAAUCUUGCAUUUUCGCAGGGGUCGGCUACUGACCGAAACAGACGGCAGUCGCCAAGGUUCGCUAAACAAGCCGAAUCAAGUCGAACUUCCAAGUUCGAGUCCGACAGAAGUUUUCGCCCUCUCUGACAACAACAUGGCGGCCCACGUGGAUGCGAAGCUGGUGGAUUCCGCGCUCAAAACUCUUCGGAACGUGGAGCGCAAACACCGCAAGACUGCAACCAAAAAGCUACUUGUCGACGACGAUACAAGCAACGAGGUCGUCUACCUCCAGUUCACACUCAAGAAGAUCCCGUACAACAAAGAGACCAAGCGGAUCCGACUGGAGCUGCCGCACUCCCUGCUGAGCGACACGUCGGAGGUGUGCCUGAUCACGGGCGACCUGGAGCCCAAGAACAAGCGGGCAGAAAGCGAACCCACUGUGGACCACUUCCGAGAACUGCUGACCGCUGCGGGUGUCUCCAGGAACAUUGAGGUGCUGCCCCUGCGUCAGCUGCGCACGGAGUACACGGCCUACGAGGCCAAGCGGCAGCUGUGUGCGGGCUACGACGCCUUCCUGGCCGACCGCACCAUCUACCCCGUGGUUCCGCGCCUGCUGGGGAAGGUCUUCUUCGUCAAGAACAAGCUCCCCCGGAGGGUGGACCUCAAGUCGAAGCGCCUGAAGCACGACGUUGAACGGGCGCUCUGCGUCGAGGAGCUUCUGCUGCGCGGGGAGGGAACGGCAAGCAGCGUGAAGGUGUGCCACCUGGGCAUGAGCAACAAGGAGGCGAUCGAGAACGUUGCCGCAGCCCUUGCGACCCUAGAGUGCUCUCUGCCCGGUGGCUGGCCCAACCUGCUCUCUGUUCACCUCAAGACAGCAAGGUCGCCAGCCCUGGCCCUGCACAUGUCCUUCGGGUCCCGCAACGAGGUGCACCUCCCGAAGGCGCCCGAGGACCCGGGCACCCUGGAGGGCGACCUGAGCACGGUGCCGGGGGCGAGGGUGGCCGUCAAGCGGUCGGGGGAGGUGGCGCUGCGGCCGGCCACCAAGGCGGUCCGGAGGUCGCUUCGGGGCCAGAAGGGGGAGGAGGAGCCGGAGGAGCUGCAGCACGACUCCAGCCUCGGACACCUGCUGCGGGAGCAGGCCGCGCAGCGCAAGGAAGACACGCGCAGGUACCGGAGCAAGGCCCGUACCAGGCGUCUGCUGGUGCACAGCGCCCUGCGGCACAAGGGAGGCCGCAGGAGGGGGACCGCCCAGUGACCUUGACCGACGACUCUGCUCUUUACCAGUCAAUAAACGGCACUCCUCGGGACGC